Molecule: messenger RNA, 1107 nt
Organism: Macrosiphum euphorbiae (potato aphid)
Lineage: Eukaryota; Metazoa; Arthropoda; Insecta; Hemiptera; Aphididae
Source: the annotation of a GenBank genome assembly
AUGCCAUCUGAUAAUUACAAAAUUGUAAUCAAAGCUAAUAAAACACCUGCGGGUCAACAUGCAAGACGUUUUAAUGCACCAACCAUUGAUGAAGUUGCUGUCGUUGUAGUUGGAGAAAACUUGGAAUCCCAUGAUAUUGUUUUACAUCGUCGGAAUGAUCGAUUACAACGUAUAAAUUUUUUUUUUCUUGCAUAUGGCAAAAAAUUUCUGCAUCAGCCGGGAAACGAACGUAUAAAUGAAACACACCGCUCAUAUGAUGCACUACAAUAUCCUAUUAUAUUUUGGAAAGGUGAAGAUGGCUAUGAUUUCUCAAUAAAAAUGAUAAAUCCAAUUACAAGUUCUGAAACAAACAAAAAAGUCAGUUCAAUGGACUAUUAUUCAUACAGCCUAAUGAUUCGGGAAAAUGAAGACAAUCACAUAUUGAAAUGUCGGCGAUUAUAUCACAAAUAUGUUGUUGACAUGUAUGUUAAAAUUGAAACGGAGAGAUUAACAUUCAUCAGGUUGAAUCAGACCAAACUCCGAUCUGAAGAGUAUAUUCACCUUCGAGAUGCGAUUAAUACCGAUGCAAAAGCACAGAAUGUUGGUCAGAUGAUUAUUCUUCCAGCAACAUACAUCGGAAGCACUAGACAUAUGCACGAAUAUGCUCAAGAUGCCAUGUCGUAUGUUCGUCAUUAUGGUACAGCAGAUUUGUUCAUCACAUUUACAUGCAAUCCGCAAUGGAUAGAAAUCAAGCAGGAGUUAUUCCCUGGGCAAUCACCCAUUGAUCGUCAUGACAUUACAGCCAGAGUCUUUAGUCAAAAGUUGAAAUAUUUAAUGGAUUUCAUCGUGAAACAUUAUGUGUUUGGUGAGACAGGCUGCUGGAUGUAUUCUGUGGAAUGGCAGAAACGAGGGUUGCCACAUGCACACAUUUUGAUUUGGUUGGUUGAAAAGAUAAGGCCAAAUGAAGUUGAUGCAGUGAUAUCAGCUGAAAUACCUAAUGUACAAUUAGAUCCUGAAUUGCAUGAGGUUGUUAUCAAAAACAUGAUACAUGGUCCAUGUGGUACUCUUAAUCAAAAUUCACCGUGUAUGAUGGAUGGAAAUGUUCAAAACGAUAUCCAAGGACGUUAA